AGCUACAGGUGCAUCAUGCGGGCGGGGUCCGAAUGUGGAGGUUCCGGACGGAGUUAGCGGUUGAUCUACGGAGAAAGCUGUUAGAAUAUCAGUCACUUUGACCAAAGCAAUCUCAUCCUAAGAAAGUUUAGUUUUGGGAACUUCCUCUUAAAAAUAAACGUCGACAAAAUGGAAGAGAGAACCCCUUUACUACACUACCGCCUGGCCACCAGCUUUGCACCCAACCCUGUGGAUGUGUCCGAGGGGGCCCGGCUGCUGUCGGCCAAAUACGCUCCACGGUCCGCGUCCCCGAAGCUGGGGGUGAUGUUUGGAGUGGUCAUACCGACUUUACUGUCCAUGUUUAGCGUCGUGCUGUUCCUGCGAAUUGGAUUUGUUGUGGGUCAGGCAGGGCUAUACCAGUCCAUCACCAUGUUUGUGGUUGCCUACUUUAUCAUCACAAUGACCGUUCUUUCCAUUUGUGCCAUCUCAACUAAUGGGGCCUUAGAGGCUGGUGGUGCAUACUACAUGAUUAGUCGAGCCCUAGGUCCUGAAUUUGGCGGUAGUAUUGGCAUCAUGUUUUUUCUUGCUAAUGUCUGUGGCUGUGCCCUGUAUAUUUUGGGCUUGGUGGAGGCCAUCAUGUUUACCUUUGGAAUGCCAGAAGAGAGCACUGCAGCGUUUACAGGUAUUCAUCAGAUGUUGCCAUCAGGAUAUUGGUGGUGCCUGCUUUAUGGUACCAUCCUCCUAUUUCUGUGUUUUGUGGUCUGUUUGGUUGGAGCCCAUAUCUAUGCCAAAGCUACCUUUAUUAUUUUUAUCAUCGUCCUGACUGUUCUGGCUUCAGUCUUCACCAGUUUUUUCAUUAUGGGGCCCACUGUGGUGAUUCUACCAGAAGCAUCUCUAAGCAACAGUACAAGCAGAAGGACUGCUAACUAUACUGGACUCUGGCUCAGCACAUUGAAGGGCAACCUGUUCUCUAAUUACACUGUUGACUACACCACUGGUGGCGUGAUGAAUUUUGCCCGAGUAUUUGCAGUCUUGUUUAACGGCUGCACCGGAAUCAUGGCAGGCUCCAACAUGUCAGGUGAUCUCAAAAACCCCAGCUACUCCAUCCCAAGAGGAACGCUUGCAGCUGUUCUUACAACCUUCAUCGUGUACAAUCUGCUGAGUCUGCUGGCUACAGGAUCUUGUGACCGUUACCUUCUCCAGAGAGACUACAGCUUUCUGGGAGACAUCAAUGUAUGGCCUCCCAUGGUGACAGUUGGUAUCUACUCCUCCACGAUGUCUGCUGCAAUGAGUAACCUUAUAGGAGCUUCCAGGAUCCUGUAUGCUCUGGCUAAAGAUAACUUGCUGGGUGGUGUCCUGGCGCCGGCGAGGAGGACAUCUCGCAGUGGGAACCCCUGGGUUUCUGUGCUUGUCUCCUGGUUGCUUGUACAGGUGGUGCUGUUUGCUGGCAAAUUGAACACCAUAGCUGGCAUUGUGACAAUCUUCUUCUUGUUGGUGUAUGCUGCUGUAAAUCUGGCCUGCUUGGCACUUGAAUGGGCAUCUGCACCAAAUUUCAGACCAUCUUUUCGUUGUUUCACAUGGCACACCUGCACUCUGGGCAUCUUUGGCUGUCUAGUUAUGAUGUUCUUGAUCAGUUCCAUUCAUGCUUUUGCCAGCAUAGCAUUUAUGCUGCUUCUCUGGAUGCUCAUACACUACCUGGGGCCCAUCAGCAAUUGGGGCUACAUCAGUCAAGCUCUCAUCUUCCAUCAGGUGCGCAAGUACUUGUUGCUGCUGGAUGUGCGGAAGGACCAUGUGAAGUUCUGGAGGCCACAGGUGUUGUUGAUGGUCGGAAACCCUCGCAGCUGUAUGAGUCUUAUGACUUUCAUCAACGACCUGAAAAAAAGCGGCCUGUAUGUCCUAGGACAUGUGAAGCUUGGGCUGCUUGAUAGUUUGCCAACUGAUCCCCUGCAGAGCUGUUAUGAUUCCUGGCUGUCCUUAGUGGAUCAUUUAAAAAUCAAGGCUUUUGUGAAUCUAACUCUGGCUGACUCUGUUCGGCAUGGAGUUCAGAAUCUGCUGUUCAUCUCAGGCUUUGGUGGAAUGAGGCCAAACACUCUUGUUUUGGGUUUUUACGAUGAUUGCGCACCUGAAGAUGGCCUCAACAGUCAACUUUUCCCAUCUUUAAGCUUUGGCUCUGACGUGGUGUGUCCAACUGCAGACUCUGGGGAGCAGAGCUCCUUCUUUCCAAGUGUACGGAGGUCUGAAGAAUCCAAAUACCUUCAGGAAGAGGAAUAUGUUUCUAUUAUUGCUGAUGCUGUUAAAAUGGGAAAGAAUGUGGCUCUGGCUCGUUAUUUUAAUCAGUUCAGCCGGGAGGACGUCUUGGGCCACCAAACCUCAGCUGGACAAUUUGUAGACGUAUGGCCUCUGAACCUGCUUCAUCCAGACAGCCACGGAUAUGUGAACAUCUGCUCCCUGUUCCUGCUACAGCUGGCCUGUGUCCUUCAUGAAACCCGGGCCUGGAACCAGGCAAGACUUCGCCUCUUCCUGUGUGUGGAGGCAGGCUGCACGCUGCCAGAAGAUGAGGAGAUGAAGCUCCGGAAGAUGCUGAAGGAACUUAGAAUAUCAGCUCAUGUCCAAACGGUGGUUUGGGACCAGGUUGUGGCAAUGCACUGGCAGAGACGAGGAGGGAGAGAAGAGGAAGAUUUCUUACAAAAUGAGAGGUCAAGACAAGGUGAGGAUCAAGAUGGCACGCAAAUGUUCCCAAAUAAUACUUCUCAUUUGACAGAUGAAUAUAUCUGUGCCGUCAACAAUCUGAUUUGUCGCCAUGGCUCUCCCAAGCCAGCUGUGCGGUUCUUAUAUUUGCCCCACCCACCGGCAGAUAAAAGAUAUUAUCAUGUCUACCUUCAUCAAGUGGACUUGUUAAGUAGGGACCUCGGCCCAACACUGCUCAUCCAUGGAAUCACUCCUGUUAUCACUACAGACUUCUAAUAUUUUAACAGCAUCUCUUAAAAUUAAUAAAGUUGAAUAAUUUAAAGGCAUUCAGAAACAAUUUGAUGUAUACAAUUUCUUAGAUUAAUCCUGCUGACUUUUAUUUUGAAAACUUCUUUUUGGGGUUUUAAGCAUCAUUUAAACUAAAAUGACAUAUAUUUCCUAAUUUGUAGAAUAGGAGCAAAGAUCCUGGUGUCUUCAUGUGCAUUUGUGUAUAAGCUUAUCUUUAAGCCUUUGUUCGAAAUUUGUCGCAACAGGGUGUGGGCUUGAUGAUUGUGUUCUGACUUUUUGUUCAUGUUUAAUAUUAAAAUGAAUUCUCAAAAGUU
This is a messenger RNA of Girardinichthys multiradiatus, 3269 nucleotides long. Its product is annotated as solute carrier family 12 member 9-like. The coding region runs from base 169 to 2943 and encodes 924 amino acids. Lineage: Eukaryota; Metazoa; Chordata; Actinopteri; Cyprinodontiformes; Goodeidae. Gene Ontology annotation, biological process: potassium ion import across plasma membrane; potassium ion homeostasis; cell volume homeostasis. The record is from RefSeq and is a predicted model, not a curated record. Gene Ontology annotation, cellular component: membrane. Gene Ontology annotation, molecular function: potassium:chloride symporter activity. The transcript has 14 exons.